Mirounga angustirostris (Northern elephant seal) is the source of this 2553-nucleotide messenger RNA. RefSeq names its product coiled-coil domain containing 62 (gene CCDC62). The record is from RefSeq and is a predicted model, not a curated record. Lineage: Eukaryota; Metazoa; Chordata; Mammalia; Carnivora; Phocidae. Bases 168 to 2210 code for a protein of 680 amino acids. The transcript has 13 exons.
CGGGCGCGUUCCUCUGGGCGGGCGGUUUGGGGCCUUACUCGGAGCGGCCGAGGGCGCGGGGCUCCGGGGUUCGGGGCUCGCCCCCCCCGCUCCGGGCAGGCGCGCCUAUGGCGUUUGUAAGGUGACGCUGCGCUCACCGACUUUCUCCGGGGGCGGAGGAAGCACCCAUGAACCCUUCGGCGACCUUCCUCGUCGGGCGCCAGAACAUCGGGUCAGAAGUUGAGAUUUCCACUAUCGAGAAACAACGGAAAGAGCUGCAGCUGCUUAUUGGAGAAUUAAAAGAUCGCGAUAAAGAGCUCAAUGAUAUGGUUGCAGUACAUCAGAGACAACUUCUUUCAUGGGAAGAGGAUCGGCAGAAAGUAUUGACUUUGGAAGAACGUUGCAGCAAAUUAGAGGGUGAACUACAUAAAAGAACUGAAAUAAUCAGGUCACUCACAAAGAAGGUAAAAACCCUUGAAUCUAAUCAGAUUGAAUGCCAAACGGUUCUUCAGAAGACUCAGCUACAGCUUCAGGAAAUGGCUCAGAAGGCAACCCAUUCCUCUCUUCUCUCUGAAGACCUUGAGGCUAGAAAUGAAAAUCUCAGCAACACAUUAGUGGAACUUUCUGCCCAGGUAGGACAAUUACAAGCUCGAGAACAGGCUCUCACUACAAUGAUAAAGCUAAAGGACAAAGAUAUUAUCGAGGCCGUCAAUCACAUUGCAGACUGCUCAGGAAAAUUUAAACUGUUAGAGCAUGCCUUGCGUGACGCGAAGAUGGUGGAGACUUGUAUUGUGAAAGAAAAGCAAGAUUACAAGCAGAAAUUGAAGACACUUAAAAUUGAAGUCAAUAAACUGAAAGAGGAUCUAAAUGAAAAGACAACAGAAAAUAAUGAACAACGAGAAGAGAUCAUUCGUCUCAAGCAAGAGAAAAGUUGCCUGCAUGAUGAAUUGGUUUUUACUGCAGAGAGAGAAAAAAGGAAAGAUGAGUUACUUGAUAUUGCAAAGUCAAAGCAAGAACGUACAAAUGCAGAACUGCAUAAUCUGAGACAGAUUUAUGUAAAACAACAGAGUGAUCUGCAGUUUCUUAAUUUUAAUGUGGAAAAUUCUCAGGAAUUAAUACAGAUAUAUGACUCAAAGAUGGAGGAAUCAAAGGUUCUGGAGUCCAGCAGAGACAUGUGUUUGUCAGACCUUGAGAAUCACCACCCAAAAGUCGGUAUUAAGAGGGAGAAAAAUCAGAAGUCGUUGGUUAAAGAUCCAAAAUUUGAGACCACGUUGAUUCAGCAAAAUCGGUCAGACAGGAGCCCUUGUGAUCUGUGCAAAGAGAAGAAACGACAGGGUAAUACUUCAUUUGGGGAAAAAGGUGUAGUUGCUGUCUCAUCUCUGUUUACAAAAGACGUACUGGAGAAGCAAAAGUCUUGGUCUCUGGGAGGAAAAAUGCAGAUCGAAUCAGAAAACAAAAGUACAUUGUGCAAGAUCCAUGCAAAGUCACCAAAAGGUAAUGGGAUCGGGAUUCAGAAUGAAGAGAAACAACUCUCUGAAACAUCCACCUCAUUAUCUGAUGAGAAACAGUGGCAUGAUGUCAAUGUGUACCUGGGCCUGGCCAGCUGUUCUGGUUCCAGACAACCAGAAAAGCUGGAUGUUGAAAGUCAGGAUGACAUAGAAAGGUCUGGAGUCUCCUGUUGCCAUAAAAAUGAAACCUGUCUUGGGGAGAGUGACAUGUAUGAAUCCAAGUGCUGCCACCCGAGUAACUUCAUCAUUGAAGCACCAGGCCACAUGUCUGACAUGGAGUGGAUGAGCAUUUUCAAGCCUUCUAAAGUGCAAAGAAUUGUUCGCCAUAAAUCUGUGUGUACUUGUUCAGAAGGUGCCGGUGGAAGGAAAUACAACUCCGCCACGAGUGAGCUAAUUGCCAUCCAGCAUUCCCACUGUUUGGGUUCUUCAAAAUCUGCCACAAGAGAGGAUGAGAAAUUAAUAGAGACAGAGCCCUCUUCUGAUACAAAGAAGUCACCUAAGAUUUUGUUAUUCAACAAAGAGGCACCAUUAUCCACUGACAAGGAUGACUUUUCGCCCACAAGCAAGCUUCAGCGUUUGCUGGCAGAGUCUCGCCAGAUGGUUACAGACCUGGAGCUGAGUACUCUGCUCCCCAUCAGCUCUGAGAAUCUCAGCAGCAAUGCCAGAAACAACUUAGAAGUCUCAGAAGAGUCAGCUCAGAAAACUGCCUUUCUUAGUAACUGAAGAAAACAAAAGUCAGCUUCACUGUUCAUUGUGGUCAUAGAAGCUGAUUUCUCAUCUUUGGAAGGCAGGAGGCAGACAUCAAUACCUAAUACUUAACCUUGAAAACAAAAAGGGGAUUGUAAUCCUUUGUAAGCAACAUUUAAUACCAAAGGGAAGCAGAAACUGAAAGUUAAUUUUUCAACGUCUAUAUUUUGUUUGUUUUCAAGCUGACCAUUUUCAUGUUGGAGAAAUUUUUUUUUAAUGUGUAAGAAAUUAGACCUUACUGUGUAUUAUCUGUAUACAAACUCGGAAUUAUGCUCAGAGAGAAAAGGACUUCUCUAUAAAGAUGCAGACUACAGUUAAA